GAACGUUGCCAGUUUACUGUCAAGCCAAUGCUAACAACUGUGGGCACCUUCUUACGGGACAUAAAGAGAGAAGAUAAUGCAAUUGAAAAGAUGGCAGCAAGAUUUCAAAUUCAGCAUUGAUGGAAGUUCUGUUAAUGAAUGAUUUUAAACUCAUUGUCAAUCAUGCAGAAUAUAGUGUGCGUACACCACUGAAAGAUAAAAUGAGCACAGAGCAUGCCACAGAGAUAGAUGACAUCAAGUCAACAGUCCAUAAGUUAUUUGUAGCACUUCAUUUAGAAGAGCACCAGACAAGCAAAGAGAGAGAGCUACUGCAAAAAAUGGAACUUUUGAAAGAAGAACUGCUCCCUUUAGAACAGAUGAAGGCUAGAAUUGCAGCAGAUACUGAUGCGAAGACUUCUCGCCUUCUCUGGAUUGGUUUAGCCUUAAUGUCUACUCAGGGUGGAGCUCUGGCUUGGCUAACCUGGUGGGUCUACUCAUGGGAUAUUAUGGAACCUGUUACUUACUUUAUCACCUAUGGAAGUGCCAUGGCAUUCUAUGCUUACUUUGUACUUACUAAGCAGGAUUAUAUUUAUCCAGAUGCUCAAGACAGGCAAUUCCUCCACUAUUUUCACCAGAAAUCCAAAAGCCAGAACUUCAAUGUGGUUCAGUAUAACAAGCUAAAAGAGGAUCUGGCAGAGGUGGAAGAAUCCUUGAAACGACUGAGGAACCCCUUACAACUACGACUUCCAGUGCAAGAAAUCAAUGACAAAGAUUAAUUCUGUUUAAGCUUUAGCCUGUUGAGUUGCCUCAAAAAAAUUAGAAACUGGACAUUUUGACCCACUAUAUUAAAGCUGAAUGUACAAGAUUUUACUGAAAAAAAACAAAAUCAUACAUUUUGUAUAUAUUAUUUCUCUGCAAUAUUCGAGUUUAGAAAGAACAAGCAGCUAAUCCAUCUUAAUCUUGGAUAGCCAAUCCAUUCUUAAUUAAACAAAACAAUGUUUUUAAAGGAUUAUUUUAUUCUGGGGUGCUUAUAUUUGAAUGUAAUUUUCAUAAUGAACUAAAUAAAAACAGAUACUAGUUUUGGAUGUCUUCUGAGUGUUCUGUUUAGGAUGUUAAGAAAAAAAAAAUGUUCCUUAUAAUAUACACAUGCACAAACUAUCUCAACGUUGUAGUGAGUUACAUAUGUAACAUGUACACAGGCCCUGACAGAUUUAUGACAGCAAGGUUUCUCAGGCACAAAUUAACCUUCUUUGACAUCAUCCACACAGAUCAAAGUACUAGCUAAGGCUUGUUUGCAUGGAAAAUAGUGCAAUGUCUGAGUCAGUCAAGUUGCAGUAACUCCACAGGCUUUCAGGAGCUGCUGCAACUAACUAGAGUCACAAUUUCAAUGAAGGCUGCAUGAUUCGUGUU
Molecule: messenger RNA, 1389 nt
Organism: Python bivittatus (Burmese python)
Lineage: Eukaryota; Metazoa; Chordata; Lepidosauria; Squamata; Pythonidae
Source: RefSeq, a predicted model, not a curated record